Messenger RNA from Brassica rapa (field mustard), 768 nucleotides. RefSeq names its product expansin-A2-like (gene EXPA2). Gene Ontology annotation, biological process: plant-type cell wall organization. NCBI's taxonomy places the organism in Eukaryota, Viridiplantae, Streptophyta, Magnoliopsida, Brassicales, Brassicaceae. Gene Ontology annotation, cellular component: extracellular region. The record is from RefSeq and is marked provisional.
AUGAAUCUUAUAGAAUAUGCCCAUUUUUUAAUUAUUUCACUAUUCACCUUCAACUUUUGCUUCCAGCGGAUAAACUCCGACGACAACGGAGGCUGGGAGAGAGGCCAUGCCACUUUCUACGGUGGAGCUGAUGCAUCCGGAACAAUGGGAGGUGCGUGUGGGUACGGUAACUUGUACAACCAAGGCUACGGACUACAAACCGCGGCGCUGAGCACGGCUUUGUUCCAAAGCGGCCAGACGUGUGGGGCUUGUUUUGAGCUACGUUGUGAGGAUGAUGAUCAGUGGUGCCUCCCUGGUUCCAUCAUCGUCUCUGCUACAAACUUCUGUCCUCCAAACUUUGCCUUAGCCAACGAUAAUGGUGGUUGGUGCAAUCCUCCCCUCCAGCACUUUGACUUGGCCCAGCCCGCCUUCCUUCAGAUCGCUCAGUACCGAGCUGGGAUCGUUCCUGUCGCAUUCAGAAGGGUUCAAUGUGAGAAACCUGGAGGGAUAAGGUUCACGAUAAACGGGAAUUCAUACUUCGACCUCGUGCUGAUCACAAACGUGGGUGGUGCUGGAGAAGUUAAGGCCGUAGCUUUGAAAGGCUCAAAGACUAAUCAAUGGCAAUCCAUGUCCAGAAACUGGGGACAGAACUGGCAAAGCAACACUUACCUCAGAGGUCAAAGUCUCUCUUUUCAAGUCACUGCGAGCGAUGGUCGGAGUGUUGUGAGCUAUGAUGUUGUCCCUGAGGAUUGGCAAUUCGGUCAAACUUUUGAAGGAGCACAAUUCUAG